AUGGGUUUAUGUGAGCUACUCUUAAGGACUUUAACUGCAUUGUCUGUUCUCUGUCAAGCUAUUGGUGCCAAUUCUGCCAUUACCUGGGAAGUUCAAAGGUAUGAUGGGUGGUACAAUAAUUUGGCAGAUCACAAUCGAGGGGCUGCAGAUGCAGCACUGGUCCGUCUCUUUCCGGCGCAGUACACAGAUGGCGUUUAUCUGCCCCGACAGGAACCGCACCUGCCCAACCCCCGCCAGAUAAGCAACACAGCCAUGAUUGGCCAAUCCGGUCUCAUGUCCUACAGGAACAGAAGCGUUCUCUCUGUGGCAUUCGGUUACCAUGUGUUGUCUGAGAUCUCAGAAUCACGAAUACCUGGUUGCCCACCUGAGUUCAUGCAUAUUAAAGUCCAAAAAGAAGAUCCCAUCUUUGGCUCUAACUCUUCGCAACCGAUCCUGCUUCAGUUCCAGAGAGCAAAGUGGAAUCCAAGCACGGGCAAAAGCCCCAACAAUCCCCGCACACAGGUGAAUCACGUGACAGCGUGGAUAGAUGGCAGCUCCAUCUAUGGAUCAUCUAGCUCAUGGUGUGAUGCCUUGAGAACGUUUUCCAAAGGACUGCUGGCAUCAGGCUCCUCACAGGACAUGCCUCGGCGCAGCAGCAGUGGGUACCUCAUGUGGAGUGCGCCGGACCCCAGCACCAGCCCCGGCUCACAGGAGCUCUACGAGUUCGGGAAUGCCCGGGCCAAUGAGAACAUCUUUACGGUCACUGAGGGAAUUAUUUGGUUUCGUUACCACAAUUACCUGGCCUCCAAACUGCAUAAGGAACACCCCUAUUGGUCAGAUGAAGAGCUUUUCCAAAAUGCCCGAAAGAGGGUUAUUGCCACAUUCCAGAAUAUAGCAUUCUAUGAAUGGCUGCCGGCCUAUCUGGGAACACCAGUGACUUCCUAUCCAGGUUAUCAGAAAUAUGUUGAUCCAGGGAUCUCUGCUGAGUUUGAAGCUGCUGCUGUGAGGUUUGGACUGACUCUUGCACCACCUGGUGUAUAUAAAAGAAACAGGACAUGUCACUACAAAAGUACUGUGAACAACGACGGAAGUAAAUCUCCUGGCCUGCGUUUAUGCAACACCUUCUGGAACCGAAAUAAUCCAAACCUGCAGUCCAGUCAGGAUGUUGAUGAGUUAAUAAUGGGCAUGGCUUCUCAGAUCGCUGAGCGAGAGGACAACAUCAUUGUGGAGGAUUUGAGAGACUACAUGUAUGGCCCCUUGCGGUUCUCGCGCUCUGAUGCAGUGGCUUUGACCAUCCAGAGGGGGCGUGAUUUUGGGCUGCCCAGUUAUAACCAGAUCAGAGAGAGCCUCAACAUGCGGCCGGUCAACAGCUGGGACGAGAUCAACCCUAAACUGUAUAACACACAGUUGUUAAGGGAGCUUGCAGAGUUAUAUGAGAAUGAUACCUCCAGACUUGAGCUAUUUGUGGGCGGCCUGCUAGAAUCACAGGAAGGACCAGGGCCAGUGUUUUCCAGCAUCAUCCUGGACCAGUUUGAACGCAUAAGGAAUGCUGAUCGCUUCUGGUUUGAGAACAUACAAAAUGGGUUGUUCACUGAGGAGGAGAUCCAAGCCAUACGUAACACCACAUUUCACAAUGUCCUUCUGGACGUCACCAGUGCAGAGGAGGGUGACAUUCAAAAGAAUGUGUUCUUCUGGGUGAACGGUGAUCCCUGCCCCCAGCCUCAGCCAAUCAGAGCCUCUGAUCUUCACCCCUGCAUUAAGGCCUCCUCUAUAAGUUACUUUGACAACAGCAGCAAAGCUGGUUUUGGCGUAACGGUGGUGGUGCUCUUCCUGUUUCCUGUUGUAAGCUAUAUAGUAGCUUGUGUAGUUGCUCGUGUCCGGACAGCCAGAUACAAAAGAUUCCAAAAGAAGGUCAGAGGUUCUACCACAGACAAGAAACCUGCACAUGAAACUAUUGCCAAAGAGUGGUUGGGGCACAAUACAGCACCCCGACAAGUCACACUUGCAUUCAACGAGAAGAAAGUAUUCCAGACCUUUGAUAAGAAUGGCUCUCUUCUCAGUUCUCACAGCUUGGGCAGUCAAGACCACCUGAAUGUGUUAAUAUCCAAUGACCAUCAGCAUCGUGCUCUGCUCUUGAAGAUCCCCAAAGAGUAUGAUAUGGUUAUGUUCUUUGAGGAUGUUGGACAGAGGUCAAAGUUCCUGAGUCACCUGCGCUCUGAGCUGGAGGGCGGAAUUCAGAAUCUGACCGUGAUGGAAAUGAGUGAGAAAGAACUUCUUAGAGAUGCAGUGACCAGAGCACAGAGGGAAAUGAUUGUGGAGACGUUUUUUAAGCACGCUUUUUCAAAGGUCUUGGACAUUGAUAAAAGUGAUGCAGGAGACUUGAGCAAUAGGACCAGAGAAGCUUUACAGUGUGAGCUCACACGAGUUGAAUUCGCCAGCGUGCUCGGUCUGAAGCCUGACUCGCUCUUUGUGGAGUCCAUGUUCACACUGGCUGACAAGGAUGGCAAUGGAUACCUUUCGUUUCAGGAGUUCCUGGAUGUUAUUGUUAUUUUCAUGACAGGUACUCCCGAGGAGAAGUCUAAGCUUUUGUUUUCAAUGCAUGACAUUAAAGGAGAUGGCUUCUUGUCCAAGGAAGAGUUCACUUCCUUACUCAGGUCUUUCAUUGAUAUCUCUGGAAGUGCUCUAUCUAAGAGUCAGGCUGAUGAUGGCAUAGCAGCCAUGCUUCGGGCAGCUGGACUUUACAACAAAGAUUGCUUCUCCUGGGAGGACUUUCACUUUCUGCUGCGAGACCAUUCAGCUCAGCUCAAUUUUAAAGGCAUGGAAGUACUAAGUAAGAAAAAACUAGCCAGACAACAGCGAGUAUCUUUCAUUAAGAAAAAUAGUACUUCAGCAGUGGAAGUGCUUACUCACAGGCCUGAGGGGGAGCAAGACCAGGAACUUCGUCAAAGACAGACCAAGAAAAUUGGACAAAGCAGCCCUAAGGUAUAUGUGAGGCCUCAGAGAGAGCGCUACAACAGGAACGCAGUGCAGCAAUGCAUCCAGCAGUUCAAACGCUUCAUAGAAAACUACAGAAGACAUAUAAUUUGCAUGGUCAUUAUAUACGGGAUCACAGUUGGACUUGCACUGGAAAGGUGCUACUAUUAUGGUUUACAGGCCCAUGCCAGUGGUAUCCCAGAGACCUCCAUAGUGGGUGUGCUCGUGUCUCGCGGUUCUGCGGCCGCAAUCUCCUUCCUGUUUCCCUACAUGCUCCUCACUGUGUGCCGUAACCUGAUAACCAUGUGCAGAGAGACUUUUCUCAACGGAUACAUCCCAUUUGAUGCGGCCAUCGACCUUCACCGUCACAUGGCUGUGACUGCUGUCGUCCUCUCAGUUGUUCACAGUUUGGGGCAUGUGGUCAACGUUUACGUUUUCUGCAUCAGUGACCUCAAUAUCCUUGCCUGCCUGUUUCCUAGAGUGUUCUCCAACAAUGGGUCUGAGCUUCCAAUGAAAUGGACCUUCUGGUUUUUCAAGACAGUUCCUGGUCUCACUGGGGUUCUUUUGCUGUUGAUUUUUGCCUUUAUGUAUGUCUUCGCCUCACACUAUUUCAGACGCAUCAGCUUUAGAGGAUUCUGGAUCACACACCACCUAUAUGUGCUCGUCUAUGUCCUGACGGUGAUCCACGGCAGCUACGCCCUCCUCCAGGAGCCCCGCUUCCACAUCUACCUGAUCCCCCCUGGCCUCCUCUUCCUCCUGGACAAGCUCAUCAGCCUCAACAGGAAUAAGGUGGAGAUCCCAGUGGUGAAAGCCGAGCUGCUGCCCUCAGAUGUAACUUACCUGGAGUUUAAGCGUCCACAAGGUUUUGUCUACCGCUCGGGACAGUGGGUACGUAUUGCAUGCCUGGCGCUGGGCACAGAUGAGUACCAUCCUUUCACCCUGACCUCCGCACCACAUGAGGAGACCCUCAGCCUUCAUAUCCGUGCAGUGGGACCCUGGACCAGCAAACUCCGAGAGGCCUACACCCCUGAGAAUCUCCAGGAGCUUGGAGGAUAUCCAAAGCUGUAUCUGGACGGGCCGUUCGGGGAGGGUCAUCAGGAGUGGACAGACUAUGAGGUGUCAGUUUUGGUGGGUGCUGGGAUUGGAGUCACACCCUUCGCUUCCAUCUUAAAAGACCUGGUGUUCAAAUCUUCAGUCAAGUUCAAAUUUCACUGCAAAAAGGUGUAUUUUAUUUGGGUGACACGGACUCAGCGUCAGUUCGAGUGGGUGUCUGACAUCAUAAGAGAGGUGGAGGACAUGGAUGUACAGGAGCUGGUGUCAGUGCACAUCUACAUCACACAGCUGGCUGAGAAAUUCGAUCUCCGCACCACCAUGCUGUAUGUCUGUGAGCGGCACUUUCAGAAGGUGUGGAACAGGAGUCUGUUCACCGGCCUGCGCUCCGUCACACACUUCGGCCGCCCACCCUUUUUGGCUUUUCUCAGCUCGCUACAGGAAGUUCAUCCAGAGGUGGAGAAGAUCGGCGUGUUCAGCUGUGGUCCUCCCGGUCUGACUAAGAAUGUUGAGAAGGCCUGCCAGCAAAUGAACAAACGUGACCAGACACAUUUUGUUCACCACUAUGAGAACUUCUAGGCUGUAUGAUUGAAUAAA
Molecule: messenger RNA, 4599 nt
Organism: Sinocyclocheilus grahami
Lineage: Eukaryota; Metazoa; Chordata; Actinopteri; Cypriniformes; Cyprinidae
Product: dual oxidase 1-like
Exons: 33
Coding region: 1-4581 (1526 amino acids)
Biological process (GO): defense response; superoxide anion generation; response to oxidative stress
Cellular component (GO): NADPH oxidase complex; plasma membrane
Molecular function (GO): superoxide-generating NAD(P)H oxidase activity; peroxidase activity; heme binding
Source: RefSeq, a predicted model, not a curated record